Zygosaccharomyces rouxii is the source of this 711-nucleotide messenger RNA. RefSeq names its product Pet20p (gene PET20). NCBI's taxonomy places the organism in Eukaryota, Fungi, Ascomycota, Saccharomycetes, Saccharomycetales, Saccharomycetaceae. The record is from RefSeq and is a predicted model, not a curated record. The transcript has a single exon. Gene Ontology annotation, cellular component: mitochondrion. The coding region runs from base 1 to 711 and encodes 236 amino acids.
AUGUUUAGACAAGUAUCACCAUUAGCUAGGGGUUUAGCUAGAAAUCAGCAUACAUGGAACGGUGCUCGUCGAUGUCAAUCAAGUUUUACGUUUCUCAAUAAUCAAUCCCUCCUACAGAAGGAACAACUAAAACAAUCAAAGAGAAAGAAUAAGAAGUCCUUUUACAAAGUAGAAGAUGAUGAGUACAGAACACAGCACAUACAGAAGAAACCAGAAAUGGAUUCACAGUCCGGAAAACCCAAAAAAUACGAUUAUUCAUGGCUCCCUCGUGUGCCAUCCACGAAUUACCUGAGACCACGCGAUAUGAGUUCAAAGAUUCUUUAUUCUGGUUAUAGACCACUUUUCUUGAAUCCUGACGAGUUGAAAACGAGUCAAGAUGGUGGUAAUGCUAAUAAUGGUGCAAGACUUUACGAAUUCGCGAUGAAAUUAGAGGAAUUAGGAGAACAAUCAUUAUGGACAAGUUCAGCAACGGGACAGGAAAUUUAUCCAGAAUGGGACUAUGUUCCUAUGGAAGUACAAAGGAAAUUGAAACCAUUCAAUGCUCCAGCACCAUUUAACGUUGAUAAAGAAGCCGAAAAGAAUUCACUGAAAAAACUAAAGGAAGAGAUUUACACCCAAGAGAAGGACAAAUUACUCAACAGAAGUAAAGGUCGUAAGAAACCAAUUGUAUCUCUCCUUCAACUAAGGAAAAAAUUGAAUCAGGAAGACUAG